AUGGCCCAUGUUCUCACCAAGACAGUUGCCAUAAGCUCUGAGAGCACAUUUCAAUCCAAUUAUCAGACUACAAAUACACCAAUCAGAUCAACGUUAGAUCCUCGCUAUUUCAAUUCCGAUACAGUAGUUCCACCUGUGGAAGAUUCACGUUCCCCUUCUAAAUUACCAGAUCCACCAUCCCCUUAUAGAAAGCUGCAAGUGAAAUCAAGAUAUACAUUUGCAUCACCAAUCGAUUCUCAAACGUCAUUAAAAAGCUCUUUAUCUACUACUAAAGAAAACGAUAAACUUAUCAAAUCGUUACUAAAACAAUUUAAGAGAUUAGAGACAGAAUUAAACAAGUUUAACUCAAAGAAAUAUAAUCAUAAUACAAGUAGUGGUGCUAUAAUGAAAGGAAAUAUUUUACGUACAUCUUUGCUACCAUUCUUGAGAGCAUCAAAUCAAUUAGAACAAUGUUUUGCUACCGAUUCACCAAUAUUUAAAAGUUUAACUAGUGUUAUACUAACAAUUUUGGUUAGGUGGUGGAAUUCAUUAAUUGGAAAUUUAACAUAUACCGCUGCUGCCACCAGUCUUGCCAGUAGUAGUAGCCAUUCCAACAUAUCAUCAAACUCAUCAACUUCUACUCUUUCAAGAUCAAAUCCAACCACGGCAUCAAGUCGUUCUGACACAAUUCAUUUUUCACAUAUACCAGCGGCAGAUAGAAACGCGUAUUUAGAAUGCAUAUCACGAAUUAUGGCCCGUCAAGAUUGGUCCUAUUAUGAUGAACCAAAUGAUUACCAAUCGUUACUUAUUCAAACACUCGACUAUUGCAUUGAAAAGAUGUCUAAUUUAAAGACAGUCUCUGCUUCAUUUUCUGCAUUUAUGGGAAAAGUCUUUGCCUAUAGUUUUUUCAAAAUUCCUCAUGUUUCAAACGCAUUGUUGUUUUUAUUAAAUGUAAAGCAAAUUACAUUUGAAUCUUGUUUGAGAAAGUUAUCUAAUAACCAACCAUGUGAUAAUAAGCUUAAAAGCAUCUUCCCCCAUCAUUUACAUUAUUUGAUCAAUUUCAAAGGAAUGCAUACAUUAACCACAAAGGGACAAAAGAAAUCCAUCAAUUGUGCUCCAAUUCCAAGACAUCCAGUUAGUGGUAUUAAAGACCCCAAUGGAGAUUGGGUCAGACGGUGGUAUUGUCCAGAUUCGAACGUUUUUAACUCAUUUUUCCGUCAUUAUAUAGAUAUACUUCAAACAUACCUUCGAGAACAACCGGAGAAAGUCAAUAGAGACGUUUUGUUUAAUUGUCCGGGAUUUAGCAUUAUAAUUAGUCAUAUUUUUCAAAUCUUUCAUACUGGUAUUGUUAGAAUCUCUAGCAAUUUCGUGAAUUCAACUAAACCAUUAGGUCCGCAAACAACUCCGACACAUACAAGAAAAUUUAAUCCCGAUGGUACGUCAAUUAUGAUUCCUCAUCCAAGUGCAUCGUCAUUUAAUCCUAAUCUUAAACAAAGUGACGUUUAUUAUACUUCCAUACUUAAGGUUUUCAAAACGGUUCGUGAUAUUACAUAUUGUGCAACUCUAGAUGAAAAACCAAUUGAUCCAAUUAGUGCCGAUUUGGUAAAAGUGAUUGAUACUUGUUUGAUUUCAAUUGCCAAGGAGACAACAAUUUAUGAUUUUAAUAGGAAUGGACUUAUUUUAAGUAUUGCUAAUGAGUUUAUUAAUCAUAUUGGAAAUAACACUGGUAUGGAAAUGAAGUUAUUAGUUAAUUGGGAUUUUUGGCUUAGUUGUAAUUAUAUGAUGAUAAAACAUUGUGAUCAUGUCCAGACUAUAUUAAAGAAUUUUGCAUUUUUAUUUAAUACUUGGGAUAUGAUUCCUGAGACAUUAUCCAAUUUAGGAACUAAUAAGGUGGAUAUAAAUUUACAAAAUAUAGAAUUUGGUUGGUUGACUGAUGUUAAGAAUUCAUCAAAGUUGAAUUUUAUCAAUUUCUUGAUUAGUGAUGAAACUUUCCAACGAUUUUUCACCCAUUGGAAUCCAAUUAUUAGAUCGUAUUAUAUUAAAUUGUUAAUUUGGAGAGUUAUUGGGGUUAAUAACUAUCAAUCAUCAACGAUGCUUCAAGUAACCAAGAAUUUACAAAUUAAGUUAAAUAAAGCAUUUGAGAUUUUAAAACAAUUUACAAUUGAUAAUAAUGGGAAAUUUGAAAUGAAUUAUAAACCAGAUAAUCCAUUAGUUAAUAGAAAAUUUGGCAGAUUGCUUAUUAAUGUCAAAGAUGAUUAUUUGUCAAUUUAUGAUGAACCAACUCCAGAUUAUGUUCCAACUACAUCUUUGAGAACUUCAGAAUUAAGAAAAACCCAUCCAUAUGAAGUUUUCGAUGAAGCGAUAUAUACAUGUUCAUCAGCGUUACCAGACUUGACCAAGUCUUCAUCUACAGGUUCAUUAAGAUCAUUAAGUUCAAAUGGCUCAACCAAACCUGGGAAUCCAAUUGUUAAUUCAAUCGGGAAAUUUUUUAAGAUUUUGGCAGACGAUAAUAAUAAUAAUAAUCAUCAAUUAAAUGAUAUUCAGGAAAAUAGCCCCUCAAGUGAAAUUGGACCAGUUCCAAUGGAAUCCAAAAGAAAAUCGGUGUCAAUGACAUCAAUAUCAUCAACUUAUUCUUCAUUAAAAUCAAGAUCUUCAAGUCCAAGUAUGUUGUCAUUCAAAUCAUCCGGAUUCACCGAUUCAACCACUUCAUCAAUUCAAUCAGAUUCGGAAUCGAUUUUAUCUAUGGAUACAAUGAGAAGUAAAACUUCAACCCCGCUGACCCAGAGUUAUAAUAUCCAACCACCGGAAUUAUCAAAAUUACCUCCAGAUAUAAUUCGUCCACUUUAUAAAUUUGAUAUUAUUGUUGAUCAUGAAUCUGUAAGUGAGAAAUUCUCACUUAUUAAUCAUAGAAACUCCAUGAUUGGAUUAAAACCUAAUUGUAGUUUCUUUCCUGGUCAAUCAUCACAAAUCCGGUUCUUUCCAUUACAACCACAAGUACCAUUAAUUUCAAUAUUUGUUAAUUCUGGUUCAUUUGCUGAUAAAUUGUUCAUUAAUGAUGAAGAAUCUUAUUUUUUGGAAAAUUUUGAUAAUAAUGGGAAGUUGACCAAGGAAGAUGAUUGUUGGUUUCUGAAUCAAGGUAGAUCUACUAUGAUUAAUUUAGGUAAAUCUAUGAAUGAAUUGAAUUUAACGGUGGAUGAAUUUAGAAGAUUUUUGAAUAGUAGAAUUGAGAUUGAUACAUAUAAUGCUGAUUUGAAUGCUGAAGAUAAUGCCAUGACUGAAUUUGGAUAUUUUAAGCGGAUAAUUCCAUUCCUUUCAGUUGAUUCUUCGAAUGAAAUGAAGUUGUUGAAUGCUAAUUAA
Molecule: messenger RNA, 3336 nt
Organism: Hemisphaericaspora subhashii
Lineage: Eukaryota; Fungi; Ascomycota; Pichiomycetes; Serinales; Debaryomycetaceae
Exons: 1
Coding region: 1-3336 (1111 amino acids)
Source: RefSeq, a predicted model, not a curated record